Molecule: messenger RNA, 1702 nt
Organism: Lingula anatina
Lineage: Eukaryota; Metazoa; Brachiopoda; Lingulata; Lingulida; Lingulidae
Molecular function (GO): coenzyme A diphosphatase activity
Source: RefSeq, a predicted model, not a curated record
AAGUUGCAACAUUAUUGAAGUUCCAGUGAUACAUCAGAGUGAUAAUAACAAAAACAUCAGUCAGUGUAAGUGUUCCCAUGUACCAGUGUUGGAAAGCAGUUCAUUGAAAUAUGACAGCAGUUCAUCAUUUCAAAGAAGAAUUUUCAACAGAAAGGAGUGUUUGAAUAAUUUGCCACCAGGUUUGCCUCUAGGGAAAUCAACCAUGUUACAAGUAACACCAGGCACGCCAAAAAAUUGGUCAGUAUUGAGGCUGUGCUCUGGAACAGGAACCCAGAGAGGACAAUACUCCAGGAAAAUCUGUGACAGUGAAAACAACUGCACUUUAUACUCACAGCUUGAUACAUCCACAUUGCAACCUAAGGGGUCGUGCAGGAAUCGGUCAGUCAGUCAUGUUUCAAACUUAACCAAAGAUUUUCUACAAGGGCAUUUAAUUACAACUUCAAAAUGGCAUGAUGUUAAGAGAGGACCUCAAAUCCAGUCAACUCAGGGAGGUACUAGGACAUCUUUGCAACAUGUCUUUGCCAAAGUAUCAUACAGCAGUUGGUUGUCAUUUCAUAACUCUUUGUCUUCCAUGGGGCCUGUCUUGGCAAGUGCCCCAUCUAGGUACAAGUCAACUUUUAGCCUUGCUUCUAACAACAGGACUAUCCUAUCAAAGAAACCUUUGAUCAGUCAUUCGAAUGGCAGUAUUAAGUCACACAGAUGGCCAGCUUGCAUGAAAACACAAUCUUCCAGACCCAUUUUUACCAAAAAAGUGGAUGUUUCACUGGAGAACAUCUUCAGCUCGGAGAACAAAGUUCGGUCACAGAGGGCACUGAAUACCAGUGGUAUUGAGGUAAAGGAUGAGGAGUGUGCCGCGCCCGCCAAGUCCAUCGUCAUCCCUAUCCACCAGAAGUCGAGGGAGGCAGCGGUGCUGGUGCCCCUGUGUACUGUCAAUGGCGUGCCUGCCAUACUGUUUACGCUGAGGACCACCAGGAUGAACAACCAUAGGGGGCAGGUCAGUUUUCCUGGAGGGAUGAAAGAUGAAGAUGAUGGCUCCAUAGUGGAUACAGCAAUACGAGAGAUGGAGGAGGAACUGGGGAUAUCAUCCAGCAAAAUAGAUGUAUGGGGGACACUACCCACUACAUCUAGCAAGAAUGAUGGCAGUAUCUUGGUCACACCAGUAGUGGCCACUUGUGGAGAAAUCACUGAAGACAGUCUGAUAGUCAACCCUCAUGAAGUGGAGGAGAUAUUCUUUCAAUCCAUUGAAUCACUAUGCAACCCUGAACACCAAGGUUACACAAGGUUUCGCACGGUCAUCAAGCCAGUAUACCCGAAUGGUUACACUUUGCCUGCAUUCACAGGGGGAGCACAUCGCAUAUGGGGGCUCACUGCUGUGGUUCUACAUCAGACCCUGAGGGCUAUAGCACCAGGCAUUUAUAACUACAGGAUACUGCAUGGGAAAAUGUAGCUAGAUUAUCAUGAAUAGUUAGGAUCUCUUUUUGGUUGAAGUAAAUGUUCUUUUUUUCUUUUUUAAAUUUAUUUUGCCAUUUUUUUUUUCUUUGAUUUAUAUUGGAAUAUUAAUUUUAAAGAUUAUCUAGAUUUUUGGCUGUCUAGUUUUUAUUAUUGUAGAGUGAGCCAUGCUGUUCCAAGGACUAGACUGAUUUUUUUGUUUUAUUGAAAUACUUUUGUUCAUCACUGUUUCUUUCUUUCUUCCUUUCUUUCU